AUGAGUGACCACAAUGGCCAGCCAUCACUGGACAGUUUUUCAAACAGUGUUGUUAAUGACACAAUUAAUAACGACAUAGGUAUAAGGAGGAUACAUCUAAUACUUCAAUUGCUGAAAACCUAUUGUUAUUUUUCUGGUACUAAACAUCUCUUCAGCCUCAGACUGAUUGCAAUGUUCCUUCUACUUCAUUUCAUCAUCCUGAUAGAUGUCAAAGAUUUUGCACUGACCAAGGGCAGUACAAUCACUUCUCUGUGCCCAAAAGGAUACUUUCCCUGUGGAAAUCUUACCAAGUGCUUACCCCGUGCUUUUCACUGUGAUGGUGUGGACGACUGCGGGAACCAGGCUGAUGAGGAGAGCUGUGGAGACACUAGUGGAUGGGCGACCAUAUUUGGCACAGUCCAUGGAAAUGCUAAUUAUGUGGCAUUAACACAGGAGUGCUCUCUAAACCAGUAUCCACAACCCUGUGACUGCAAAGGAACUGAAUUGGAAUGUGUAAAUAUGGGCUUAAAGUCUGUGCCAGUGAUUUCCAGCAAUGCGACAUUACUGUCUCUUAAGGAAAACAAAAUCCACAGUCUUCCAGAUAAAGUUUUCAUCAAAUACACAGCACUUAAACAGAUAUUUCUUCAGCAUAAUUGUAUUACGCACAUAUCACGGAGAGCAUUUUUUGGAUUACAUAAUCUGCAAAUAUUGUAUCUCAGCCACAACUGUAUUACAACUCUCAGACCCGGAGUAUUCAAAGACUUACAUCAGCUAACUUGGCUAAUUCUAGAUGACAAUCCAAUAACCAGAAUUUCCCAGCGGUUGUUUACUGGACUAAAGUCCUUGUUUUUCCUGUCUAUGGUUAAUAACUACUUAGAGGCCCUUCCCAAACAGAUGUGUGCCCAAAUGCCUCAACUCAACUGGAUGGAUUUGGAAGGCAAUGGAAUAAAAUGUCUUACGAAUUCCACCUUUCUGUCAUGCAAUUCACUCACAGUGCUGUUUCUGCCUAGAAAUCAAAUUGAUUUUGUUCCAGAGAAGACAUUUUCUUCAUUAAAAAAUUUAGGAGAACUGGACCUGUCUAGCAAUAUGAUAAUGGAGCUACCAGCCCACCUUUUUCAAGACCUGAAGCUUCUACAGAAACUGAAUCUGUCGUCCAAUCCUCUUUUGUAUCUCCACAAGAACCAGUUUGAAAGUCUUAAACAGCUUCAGUCUCUAGACCUGGAAAGGAUAGAGAUUCCAAAUAUAAAUACGCGGAUGUUUCAACCCAUGACGAAUCUUUCUCACAUUUAUUUCAAAAACUUUCGAUACUGCUCCUAUGCUCCCCAUGUCCGCAUAUGUAUGCCCUUGACUGACGGCAUUUCUUCAUUUGAGGACCUCUUGGCUAACAAUAUCCUCAGAAUAUUUGUCUGGGUUAUAGCUUUCAUAACCUGCUUUGGAAAUCUUUUUGUCAUUGGCAUGAGAUCUUUCAUUAAAGCUGAAAAUACGACCCACGCUACGUCCAUCAAAAUCCUUUGUUGUGCAGAUUGCCUGAUGGGUGUUUAUUUGUUCUUCGUUGGCUUUUUUGAUAUAAAAUACCGUGGGCAGUAUCAGAAGUAUGCGUUACUGUGGAUGGAGAGUUUACAGUGCCGCCUCAUGGGGUUCCUGGCCAUGCUGUCCACCGAAGUCUCCGUCCUGCUGCUGACGUACUUGACUUUGGAGAAGUUUCUGGUCAUUGUCUUUCCCUUCAGUAAUAUUCGUCCUGGAAAAUGGCAGACCUCGGUCAUCCUCAUUUGCAUCUGGAUUAUGGGAUUUUUAAUAGCUGUGAUUCCGUUUUGGAAUGAGGAUUAUUUUGGAAACUUUUAUGGAAAAAAUGGCGUGUGUUUCCCACUUUAUUAUGACCAAACAGAAGAUAUCGGAAGCAAAGGUUAUUCUCUUGGAAUUUUCCUAGGUGUGAACUUGCUGGCUUUUCUCAUCAUUGUGUUUUCCUAUAUUAUUAUGUUCUGUUCCAUUAAAAAAACUGCCUUGCAGACUUCGGAAGUGAGGAAUCAUGUUGGAAGAGAGGUGGCUGUUGCAAAUCGUUUCUUUUUUAUAGUGUUCUCUGAUGCCAUCUGCUGGAUUCCUGUAUUUGUAAUUAAAAUUCUCUCCCUCUUCCGGGUGGAGAUACCAGGCACAAUCACCUCCUGGAUAGUCAUUUUCUUCCUUCCAGUAAACAGUGCCUUGAACCCCAUCCUCUACACUCUCACAACCAGCUUUUUCAAAGACAAGCUGAAACAGCUGCUGCACAAACACCGGAGGAAAUCCGUUUUCAAAACGAAGAAAGAAAGUCUCUCGACAUCCAUUGUGUGGACGGAUGACUCCUCCGCACUUAAACUUGGCGUUUUGAACAAGAUAACCCUCGGGGAUGGUAUAGUGAAGCCAAUUUCCUAG
Molecule: messenger RNA, 2385 nt
Organism: Puma concolor (puma)
Lineage: Eukaryota; Metazoa; Chordata; Mammalia; Carnivora; Felidae
Gene: RXFP2
Product: relaxin family peptide receptor 2
Biological process (GO): adenylate cyclase-activating G protein-coupled receptor signaling pathway; activation of adenylate cyclase activity; hormone-mediated signaling pathway
Cellular component (GO): plasma membrane
Molecular function (GO): protein-hormone receptor activity; protein binding; G protein-coupled peptide receptor activity
Source: RefSeq, a predicted model, not a curated record